CUCACAUGGUUAUGCGGCUUCCCGUUCCUUAUGAGACCCCGAAAAUCUCUCCGCAAGACAACGGCCCGAUCAAAGCCGAUGGUAGCGACUACCCAUGCAGGAACGCGGGCGGCGUGGACUACACAGGAACGGCGACCAAGAUGGAGAAGGGCUCCAAGCAGAAGUUGGCUUUCACAGGCGGCGCAACCCACGGUGGCGGCUCCUGCCAGAUUUCCCUGACCUACGACAACCCGCCCUCCGCGAACAGCGCCUUCAAAGUCAUCCACUCGAUCCAGGGUGGUUGCCCUAUCAGGUCGCACGCCGGAAACUUCAACACCCAAGACGCAACCGUCACCCCACCGGAUGAGUACGAGUUUACGAUUCCCGACGACAUCCCUACUGGCAACGCAACCCUGGCCUGGACCUGGCUGAACAAGGUUGGCAACCGCGAGUUCUACAUGAACUGCGCGCCCGUCGACAUCACCGGUAGCGAGGGCAGCGAGUCGGCCCUGGCUGCCUUGCCCGAUAUGUUCAUUGCCAACAUCCCGCAGGGCAACGGUUGCACAACGGUUGAUAACGCGGAUGUCAAGUUCCCCAACCCUGGCAAGUCGGUUGAGACAACUCCCGGCAAGGAAGCUGGCCUGGCCGCUCCCGUGGGCAACUGCGCUGGUAGCGCCGGUUCCGGCGGCUCUGGCUCGGGCUCUGCUACUCCUGCGGGUUCCACUGCUACCCCGGCUGUCCGUGGCCGCCAACCCGCCUUACGGGCCUAAGGGAUGACCACGUGCUCUUCAUCUCGACUGCCGGAAGCAUAGCAAGAUAAAGCUUGGAUUGGCGCACAUUCGUUGCGCACGAGCAUGGUCGGUUCCGUCAUGCUUCAAGAUGGGUUAGGCCACUCGUUGCGGGCCACGAGAAACUUGGUGGGAUACUCGCUUCGCUACAAGGGCCCGGGAACUCUGACAUACAAUACGACACAUUCACUUGGAAUCAGCCAAAUACACAUUCAUUUGGACAGGGUUUUGGAGAAACGGCGGACCAGCUUUUGAACUAGACAUUUCCUUCCUUAAGGCUCUGGGUAGCUAGAGUGGUUGGUGGUGGAGGACAGCCAUUCCUUUGAGAAUAGAACACGUACAUUCCUUUGCAC
Molecule: messenger RNA, 1120 nt
Organism: Parathielavia appendiculata
Lineage: Eukaryota; Fungi; Ascomycota; Sordariomycetes; Sordariales; Chaetomiaceae
Product: lytic polysaccharide monooxygenase
Exons: 1
Coding region: 6-749 (247 amino acids)
Source: RefSeq, a predicted model, not a curated record